AUGACCCUGAUGAUGCCUACGGCGUAUUCUGAAAAGACUGGCCGUCCACGUCGGGACACGCAGGUAUCGACUGCCAACUCAACUAUCUCGAUCAUCGCGAAAGAACACGAUGUUAAUGAGAACGAAGCACAAAAGCAGAAACGCGAAGCGUGGCUUACAGCGCUGGGUUCAUUCCUUAUCUACUAUUCAUCCCUAGGCCUCCUCAAUACCUUCGGCUUUUUCCAGGAAUACUACGAGAACCAAUUUCUCAAAAAUCUCCCUGUAUCGCCAUCCACCAUCUCAUUCAUCGGAACUUUGCAAAUUGCGCUUUCCAACAGUUUAGCUGCCGUCUCCGGUGCUCUCUGCGAUUUCUAUGGUGUUAAGUAUCUAUACAUGGCAUCCGGUAUCAGUCUAGCGACAUCCUUCAUCGGUCUAUCAUUCAGCAAACCCUUAAUCACCCAUCUCUUUCUCAGUCAAGGGCUCUUCAUGGGUACUGCUAUUGCAUUCGGUGCACAGCCCGCUUUCACUGCUGUCACACAGCACUACAACGAGAAGCGCGGGCUGGCGAUGACGAUCGUGUACACUGGCAGCGCAAUCGGUGGGUUAUGCUUCCACCUCAUGUUUACGACUCUUACACCCCGCAUUGGAUUCCCCUGGACGAUGCGCAUAACUGCGCUCAAGAUCCUCGUACUGUUUCGCUAGGUAUGCU
Molecule: messenger RNA, 688 nt
Organism: Periconia digitata
Lineage: Eukaryota; Fungi; Ascomycota; Dothideomycetes; Pleosporales; Periconiaceae
Source: the annotation of a GenBank genome assembly